AGUUCUUCGUUUUUCUCCGGUUAGGUAACAUCGAGGCGCUCCCUUGAGGUCGCCCUUUGAACUUCACGUUGUGUAGCAUGCAGUGGGUAGGAAAAACUGUGCGCUGGACACUAAGGAACAAUAAUCUGCUCAUCAAACCACAAGUGUUCGUAAACGUGUGCACGGCUAGAAACAUGUCGACUGAAGAGGCAGCCAAAAGACCCAUCACUUUACUGGGGACGAUGGCGUUUGGCGGCCGAGCUAACGCAGAGCAGAGCCGGGAGAUGGUGCAGGCUUUCCUGGGCAGGGGGCACAGCCGAGUGGACACAGCGUUCAUGUACGUGGACGGCAAGUCAGAAGAGGUGAUCGGAGGCAUGAAACUACCCAAAACUGUGAGUCUAGCCACCAAAGCAAACCCGUGGGAUGGUAAGACACUGAAGCCAGAGAGUGUUCGUGCUCAGUUGGAGACGUCGCUCCAGAGACUGCAGGCCGACUGUGUGGACCUGUUCUACCUCCACGCCCCCGACCACAACAACCCCAUCCAGGACACACUCCGAGCCUGCAAUGACCUGCACAAAGAGGGGAAAUUCAAGGAGCUCGGCCUGUCGAACUAUGCUUCUUGGGAAGUGGCUGAAAUUGUGAGCAUCUGUAAACACAACAACUGGAUUGUUCCCACAGUGUAUCAGGGGAUGUACAAUGCAACAACAAGGCAGGUGGAAACUGAGCUAUUUCCAUGUCUCAGAUACUUUGGCAUGAGUUUCUAUGCUUAUAAUCCUCUUGCAGGUGGACUUCUAACAGGUAAAUAUCACUAUGAAGAUAAGGACGCCUCUCAGCCUGAAGGACGAUUCUUUGGGAACAGUUGGGCAGCAGCGUACAGGGACAGAUAUUGGAAGCAGAGUCAGUUCGAUGCCAUAACUCAGGUGCUGAAGACUUUAGAGGAGGUUUAUGGAGCAGACAAACCAAGUCUGACAUCUGCAGCCAUGAGAUGGAUGUACCACCAUUCAAAACUGAAGGGAGAUUUAGGAGAUGGCGUGAUCAUUGGGAUGUCCAACAUGGAGCAGCUGAAGCAGAACUUGGACGCAGCUGAAGAGGGACCUCUGGAUGAACGCGUGGUCUCUGCUUUUAAUGAGGCUUGGAACAGAGUCGCCCAUGAGUGCCCCAACUAUUUCCGCUGACACUCUCCACAACUAGAGCCUUGUGAUAUAAACCGCCAAUAAGACUGUAUUAAAGAAAUCCUACAGAUUUUUUUUUUUAGAUAUUCCAAGCAAGUUCUAGUUUGUGAAUUCUGUGAAGUUUGACAAUUGCAAUAAAACCUAUUGGGUUUGAUUCAAGAAUCCCAUAGAGAAUAAGCUUGAGCUACUAGGGCCCACGACUAACACCAAGUCCAGAUUUGAUAACACUUAUGUGUUUUACUAAUGUUACACCAUAGUUAAUUACAAUGAUUCGUGUUUUCCAAGACACGAGUAAUAAAGUCCUAUAUUUUCUGAAGAA
This is a messenger RNA of Boleophthalmus pectinirostris (great blue-spotted mudskipper), 1470 nucleotides long. RefSeq names its product aldo-keto reductase family 7, member A3 (aflatoxin aldehyde reductase) (gene akr7a3). The transcript has 7 exons. The record is from RefSeq and is a predicted model, not a curated record. Bases 78 to 1154 code for a protein of 358 amino acids. Lineage: Eukaryota; Metazoa; Chordata; Actinopteri; Gobiiformes; Gobiidae. Gene Ontology annotation, molecular function: oxidoreductase activity.